UUUUUCAUUUUUCCCAUAUAUAUGUACAUACAAUACCACGAACUGGUAAUGGUGCUGAGACUUCAGAUCCCCGGCAUUGACCCCACCAAUGUGUUUGGGUUUAUGGUAACGACCGUAUAUCACAUACUCAUAAUCAACACUGGAAUCGCGGGAAUUCUUGCUGCGGAUUUGGGAAUAAUGAUGUUCGUGUUGCACAUCAUUGGUAUAGCCGAUGUGUUUAAAAAUUCCUUGAAUGAACUAGAUCGUAUGCUGCAAAACGAGGAACGUGACGAAGAGCUGGUUCACAGGCAGCUUCUUGACAUUUUUGUCAUGCAUCAAGAGCUGAUUGCAUACGAAGAAGGUUUGGAUUCCACAUAUGGCGUUGCGGUUUUCGUACAAGUGAUUACGUCGGUUGCCUGUUUGGCAUUAACUUUAUUCAUUUACUACGUGACUGGGAAUUUCGGUAGCGUUCUGUUCAUGAUUGGUGCCAUGUUUCAGCUGCUUGAAUUUUGUCUUCUGGGAACAGCUCUAACCGUUAAAAACAAUCACAUCGAGUUGGCGCUCUACGAUAUCUGUUGGUAUAAGCUGUCUAUGAAAAACCAGAAAAUGUUGAGUUUUGUACUUUUUCGAUCGCAGAAUGCGGUUGAGAUGACCAUUGGGGGUGUAGCUUUGCUGAACAUGGAAACAUUUGUAGAGAUUAUCAGAACGAUUUAUUCCGCAUUCGCAAUGAUGGUACGGAUUCUGGAUUAA
Molecule: messenger RNA, 729 nt
Organism: Toxorhynchites rutilus septentrionalis
Lineage: Eukaryota; Metazoa; Arthropoda; Insecta; Diptera; Culicidae
Product: putative odorant receptor 83c
Exons: 4
Coding region: 22-729 (235 amino acids)
Biological process (GO): sensory perception of smell; detection of chemical stimulus involved in sensory perception of smell
Cellular component (GO): plasma membrane
Molecular function (GO): olfactory receptor activity; odorant binding
Source: RefSeq, a predicted model, not a curated record